This is a messenger RNA of Spirodela intermedia, 864 nucleotides long. The record is from the annotation of a GenBank genome assembly. Lineage: Eukaryota; Viridiplantae; Streptophyta; Magnoliopsida; Alismatales; Araceae.
AUGAGGGAUUUCCCUUCCUGUUUUGGGGAAAAUGGAGUCCAGGUCGCGGAUUCCUCUUCCGCUGCCGGGAAGAAUGCCCAGAAUCUGGUGGCCUGCGUCUACCAGACCCGGCACUCCGGCCGAUCAUGCGCGAUCACCAUCACAUGGAGCAGGAAUCUGAUGGGCCAAGGCUUCAGCAUUGGCAUCGACGACUCUGCCAGCCAUAGCCUCUGCAAGGUGGACAUCCGGCCAUGGCUGUUCUCCAAGAGGAAGGGCUCCAGGAGCGUGGAGGCCGACAGCAACAAGGUGGACAUCUUCUGGGACCUCACCGCCGCCAAGUUCGGAUCUGGGCCUGAGCCGCUGGAGGGUUUCUACGUGGCCGUCCUCUUCAACAUGGAGAUGGUCCUCCUGCUCGGCGAUCUGAGCAGAGAAGCCUACCGGAAGACGAAUGCGACCCCGCCGCCGUCGGCCGCCGUCUGCGUCGCUAAGAAGGAGCACCUCUUCGGGAAGAAGGUCUACUGCACCAAGGCCCAAUUCUGCGACAACGGGCAGGUCCACGACGUCGUCAUAGAGUGUGAAACCCUAGGGCCGAAGGACCCCUUUCUGGAGAUCCACAUCGACAGGAAGAGAGUGAUGCAGGUGAAGAGGCUCGCCUGGAAGUUCCGGGGCAACCAGACCAUCCUCGUUGACGGGCUUCCCGUGGAGGUUCUCUGGGACGUGCACAGCUGGCUCUUCGGGCCGCCCGUGGGGAACGCCGUCUUCAUGUUCCAAACCUCCCUCUCCGCCGAGAAGCUGCUCCCCUGGUCCUGCUCGCCGGCUUUCAGAGAAUCCCAUCUACAGGGUCUCGGUUUUUCUCUGAUUCUGUAUGCUUGGAAGAACGAAUAA